This is a messenger RNA of Notothenia coriiceps (black rockcod), 4272 nucleotides long. RefSeq names its product alpha-1A adrenergic receptor-like. Gene Ontology annotation, cellular component: plasma membrane. Gene Ontology annotation, molecular function: alpha1-adrenergic receptor activity. Lineage: Eukaryota; Metazoa; Chordata; Actinopteri; Perciformes; Nototheniidae. Gene Ontology annotation, biological process: phospholipase C-activating G protein-coupled receptor signaling pathway; cell-cell signaling; positive regulation of MAPK cascade. Bases 2124 to 3653 code for a protein of 509 amino acids. The record is from RefSeq and is a predicted model, not a curated record. The transcript has 2 exons.
UUUUGGUUCGUUUAGUAUAUUUUAAUGCUAAUACUUUUCUACUCUUACUUGAGUACCAUUUCGAAUGCAGGACUUUUACUUGUAACAGAGUAUUUCUACACUCGGGUACUUCUACUUUUAAUUUAAAAGUAGAAUUCUAAGUAGUGUUUCCCCCGCUGUUCAUGAGAGUUUGUUUUGGCACACACCUGUUUGGAUAUCAAUUUGCGCGUCUGCGAAGUCUCCCUCCAUCUGCUCUAGAUCCAUCUUCUUCUGAGUUCGUUCAUGCUAACUCUAGAAUAAACCAGCCGAGCCUCUCUUCCUCUGCAGAAUACUGUCACAGGCAGCAGAAAGGCUUCUCUGAAGGUAAAUGUUUGCUGCUCAUGAAGAAGUCCCCGCUGGACGAUCACCCACGAGGAUGUUUAGCUAGUAGCUAGUGGCUUUAGCUGCACCCAGCAUGCACCUGUCACCGGCAGAGGUGGAAGAAGUACCCUGAUUAUGUACCUUAGUCGAAGUCCAGAAUUCCAAAUUGUACUUAAGUUAGGAGGGAACGUAUUUGAACCAAAAAAUAUUUAAAGUACCAAAAGUAAAAGUACUCAUUGUGCAGAAUGGCCACUUUAAGUACCAGAUAGGCCUACUAUUACAUUAUUUGAUGAUUGUUGCAUUACCUUUCAUUCAUAAUGUAUUGUGUGUCGAUUUAGCAUCUCAGUUAUCAGCUAAUAGUAGCCUACAGUAUAGGCCUAUCUAAAAUUACAUAUGAGAUACAAACUGAACUGUAUGAGCAGCACUAAGGUCACACUGAGUGAUUGUUGUUUUCUUGAAAGAAUGUAAAGUAAAGGAAAACAAUAAGCAAUGAAGUGAAUACAAAAACAUCUGUAUUGGAUUAAAAAAAAACACCUCAUUCAAAAAUAAUUAUUUAGAAAGGUUUAAAAUCUCAUACAGACUGAAAAUCAAAUAUAUAUAAUCACCCAUAACAUGCUGAUUUAUAAUAAAUUGAUUUUUAGAUGUUUACAACAUCCCAUACUUUUUUCACAACUAAGUUCAAAAUGAACCUACACCUAUAAACAUUCCUAGGGAAAAGCCAAUAAAGUAAAUGCAGAUAAAGACUAUAAAUUGCAAUACAACACACCUUCACAUGUGCCUUAAAUAGUAAGAAUGUAUUUAAUCAUUGCAUUUAAGACAGUUUAUCUUAAAGAAAAAACUGUGCUCUAUCCUCCUCCAGUGUAACAUCACGAUGAAGGGGAAAAGCUCUUAAACAGACGGACCCUCAGUUUUAGGAAUGUGCUUGUGUCUAAACUCAGCCCCUUAAAUCAGUCGGUCCUCACGAACAGAACUCAGAUCCAAAGUGAUGUUCCUUUGAUGAACUCCUGCAUAUGACCAAAAUAGGAAACUAUUUAGAAAGAAAUGCCUGUUAUAGAAGAGGGGUUGUUGGUAUCUAUUUGAACCCUUAUCAUUUUUACCUUUAAGGCUUAACCUUUUGAGUUUCCUGCCUAAACAUAAUUUUCAAUGACCACACAUUGAAGAAAACCGAGUAGAUGUUGCUGAUUUAUAAUUGGACUUAAGGAUGCAUAAAUCACGUUUUACUUAAAUUAUAAUGUUUUCUACUUCACUUUAAAUCAUAGUGCCCUUUAAAGACAAGCCACUAAAGAUCAGGUGGUGUUGGCACAAACGUCUUUCGCUUAUAAGUGACCAGUUAAGUGCCCUCCCACAGCGAGGAAAGACAAAGACAGCAAACAGUUCCAUUGCGCACAGCUGCGUAAAAUUAUGCAAUGUUAGCCUGUUUUCUCUAAAGUAGCGUGUUUUCAUGUAUGCGUCAUGCGUAUACUUAUAGACUCGUGUUUAGGUAUGUUUGGUCAGUAGGCGACAUGGGAGAGCUGUGUGUGGUGCUGAGGAGGCAGGAGAUGACUGCUGCCCCCCUCACUUCUCCACUGAGCCCUCAGGAGAGUGGAGUGAGGACUGCAUGGGGACUGCUGCGUACUGAUCGCUUCUUUCUGACAAAACAUCUCAGCAGUGAUUUGGAAAUUAAAUUGCAAAGUUCCACCAUGAAGACUUUGGAUAUGUAGUUCUCAUUUUGUUUAGUAGAGCUCUUUCAUGAGUUGCAGUUACAAGUGAUCUGAAGCCUGCUAUGGAGGAACUCUUGAGUCAAAAUGAGUCUGAGCACUGACAAUGUCACAAACUUGUGGAAAAAGGGUUCUUCGGAACUCGGCUGGACUGCGGGCGCGUCCUCCCCGGUCAACUUUACCAACAGCUCCGGUGGGAACUACACGGAGGUGGACCUCACCCGAGCCAUCCCGCUCGGCAUGAUGCUGGGGGCUUUCAUCGUGUUCGCUAUCGCGGGCAACAUCCUCGUCAUCCUCGCGGUGGUGUGCAACAGGCACCUGCGGACACCGACGAACUACUUCAUCAUCAACCUGGCCAUGGCCGACCUGCUGCUGAGCACCACUGUGCUGCCAGUGUCCGCGACUCUGGAGAUCUUAGACUACUGGGUGUUUGGCCGGAUCUUCUGUGACAUUUGGGCGGCGGUGGACGUGCUGUGCUGCACCGCGUCCAUCAUGAGCCUGUGCGUAAUAUCCAUCGACCGCUUCAUCGGAGUGAGCCAUCCACUGCAGUACCCUGGCAUCGUGACCGAGAAGCGAGCUCUGCUGGCCAUGCUCGGGGUGUGGGUGCUGUCAGUAGUAAUUUCCAUCGGACCUUUGUUGGGCUGGAAGCAGCCGCCAUCGCCAGACGAAACUGUGUGCUCCAUCACCGAGGAGCCGUAUUACGCGCUCUUUUCCUCCCUCGGGUCCUUCUACAUCCCUCUCAUCGUUAUUCUGGUCAUGUACUGCCGCGUGUACAUAGUUGCCAAACGGACCACUAAGAACCUUGAGGCCGGUGUGAUGCGCGAGAGGAUGAACUCCGGUGAGCUGACCCUCAGGAUCCACAAGGGCUCUCAGGUGCAAGAGGAGCCCUGUGGUGCAGGCGCCGGUAAAGGCCGAGCAAAUCAAGCGAGAAGUUCCCUCACGGUGAAACUUCUUAAGUUCUCCCGGGAGAAGAAAGCAGCAAAAACUUUGGGAGUUGUGGUCGGCAUGUUUACGCUUUGUUGGCUGCCCUUCUUCCUCGCCUUACCCAUAGGUGCUUUUAAUAAGAACUUGCGAGCACCUGAAGUGGUCUUCAAAGUGAUCUUUUGGCUGGGCUACUUCAACAGCUGCCUGAACCCCAUCAUAUACCCCUGCUACAACCGCGAGUUCAAGCUGGCCUUUAUCCGCAUCCUUCAAUGCCAGUGUCACCAGCGUAAACGCCCCGGCUGGAAGGCCUACAAUUACCGCUCCUCCAACAUCAGCUCCUCCGGAAACUCUCGCAAAGGAUCAACGGAUCAAAACUCCAGCUGCUUAAACGGCAGCCAGCGUACUCUGCCGUCCUCAGCCAGCCCGAGCCCCAGUUACCUGAGCAAGGGUCUCCCUCCUUGCCCUGAGGGGGAAACGUUAUACAUCUGGGGGGGCUCCACCCCAACUCCCUCCACACCCAACCUGCUGCCCGGCAGCCCCGCAAACUACCAGCUGGGAGAUCUGAGAGGGGAGGUCAGAGGAAGGAAACCAUCUGACGAGACUACUAGGGGUAUCUUCUCUUUCUCCUUUGGUAGAAACAGAGACAAGGGAGGGAUCCACAAGGACGACAUGUUGCCUGAUGACAAGGUGUGACUGCUGCUGAGUGUCGCUGACGUCUGGCUCACUCAUUCCUCACAGGGAUUAAAGUCAAUAACAGUGCAGGAGCGUAGGAUUUCCCAGGUUUGCGCUAUUCACUGUAAAUGAUCAUUCAUCAGUCAAUGGAUUGUUGUUGUCAAUGUGAGGUGAAGGUAACUGAGUAUUGACUAUGCUGCUGUAUCAGAGGUAUUUUGUCCUAUUUAUCUUUUCGCUCAACGGACAGUAAGGGGUUCAAACUGUUAAUCAAAAUCACUGUUCUCCACGCUCUUUGGUACAGGAAAGACACCAGUGCAUUCAUUUGGGAGGAGAACAGGAAAGACAUUUGAAGGAAAAAGGACACAUUUUCAGAGAACCCAACACUGCCUUCCCUGUAAAUAAAAAUUCCUGUCCGCCCUACAAAGACUGACAUAACCUUUCUCAUGUGAAAAGUGUGAUUGACAAUUGAUCACCUUUAUGCUGCAGUCACUUGUUGGUAUGUUGUGAAAAUAAAGUAUAACCUGGUUUAUCUGCUGCACAAUUAUCAGAUAUCAUCUUGUUGUUUUGUUUGUUGUUUGUAAAAGUACUGAAUAUUGUGAUUAGAAAUGUGAUUGUUGAUAUGAAUAAACAUAGAACGUUA